Molecule: messenger RNA, 6507 nt
Organism: Paraphaeosphaeria sporulosa
Lineage: Eukaryota; Fungi; Ascomycota; Dothideomycetes; Pleosporales; Didymosphaeriaceae
Exons: 3
Coding region: 1-6507 (2168 amino acids)
Biological process (GO): replication fork processing; double-strand break repair via homologous recombination
Cellular component (GO): nucleus; Cul8-RING ubiquitin ligase complex
Source: RefSeq, a predicted model, not a curated record
AUGUCCAAAUGGCGCGUCAAAGGAUUCGUCCAAGACUCGGAUGAAGAAGAGGAGGAUAUCGAGUUCUCGAACGCAAACUCCGCUAGAAGCAGUCAGCACGCACAUAAUGUGGGUGACACCGCGAAGCACUAUCGCAGCGAGAAUCGAUCAAAUACAGCCAGCAAGGACGCACUUGUAAGGGAAACUUCUGUUCGGACGAUAGCGCCUCCCGACGAGCCCGUGGCGUCUCCAAAAGCUUCUGCUAAGGAUCUGGAUGCCAGAGAGCGGUCUGAGAGCCCUGAUCCUCUUCUAGGCUCGCCCACCCCAAAAGCGAAGCGGGUCGGCAACCAUUCAUAUUCAUCGCAAAUUCUUGGGGUACCCAGUAUUUCGCAGGGGACGCAAGAGUCAGCUUUCGGUAACACUGGCAAUGGGAGAGCGAAGAAUGCGUAUCUGCUUGACUUUUCCGACGACAGCGAUCUUUCUGACCCUCCUUCCGACCUCGAUGAACUGCACCCGGAAGAGUUCAGGCGUGAUGCUGAAACCCGCCCGGAACAAACCAUUUUUGCGUCACCAACACAUAGGACGACGGUGCAAGUCGUGAUUCCACCCUUUACAAACCGGGAACGACAACCGCAAGUAUUCGGCCGAUAUGUCGACCGAUCUUUUCGACAGCGGAAACCGAUUCAGCUGCAUCCAUAUCUUCUGGAGGGGGAAAAAUAUCGUCGAGAUCUGCAGGGGAGAGGGGUGAAGCCGGUGAUCAGAGUGCUGUCACCAAAGCGGAAGCCCCAUCACAGUGAUCAGGAAUCGCAGGAACAGGAGUUCGAUCCGAAAAAAGAUUUACCGCCCAACAGUUCUCCAGAAAUCCCUGUGUCUACCCUGAUUGUUCGACGACGUACAGAAGGCGAUCAAGGCGGCUCAGGUCAAAGAAUUUUAGAUCGGCCACGAUACACGAAGCCAACUUCCACUAUCCACAGCAGCGCAAAGAGAAGGAAACCGGGUCGGUCACCACGUCCAUCUUCAGCGUCCCGGCAACUAUCCACUAUCCAAAACAACACAUCUACUGCUGACGUGUGGGCUGUGCCUCAAUCGCCUCCUUACUCCAGCAGCCCUCCGAUUGAUCGAUCUGUGCGAAAUCAGGUCAGAAGAACGAUGGUCACCCCUAUCCCAAAUCUACCUACGCCUUCGAACUCGUCCAGCGUGCUUGCAGCAGGGGACAUGAAUUCUGAUGAUGAGCCAGUUCGUAGCGUGCAUCGUUUAGGUCAAGGAGCGAAUCAGCCUAUUCCUAUUCUUAGCGACAGCUCGUCUUCGGAUACUGAAGCUUCAGAGAACGAAACCCAGGGCAGCGACCAUGAAAUACAGAAGGUGGGAAAGAGAAUAAGAGGCGUCCUUCCUGCGUCAUGGCUCCGCCUCGAUCUUCAGGCUCAGGAAAAGCGUGACAAGCAGAGGAGAGACCGAUUGCAUACCCUCCAAUCCCCGGGGCAAGCGGAACCUCAGCGUGGUGUUGCUCAGAAAGUCGUCCGGCGCCAGGCAAUGCCUUCAGGAGUAGCUGGCCCGAUUUCAACUAACAAUCGCGUCAUAGAACUCUCAGACGAGUCUGACGGUGACGCCGACGCGCCCGCCCCUCAGAUCUCGAACGCUCAAGACUCGACCCGCGCAGCAUUUGAGACAGCUGCUAUGCUUGAUCGCCGAUACGCCGACGAGAAUUUAGACACCAUGGAGAACGAUCGCUUGCAUCUUUUUACACUCGGUGGUGGCAAGAAACGAAAGAAGCAGUCCAUGUUGACAGAUAUGUUCGAGGCAUCGAAGAGAAGAAAGGUCAAAGAAAGAGGGGGCAAGCAUAGUAAAGCAACUUUCGGGUCGUAUGCAACUUCCAAAGCGCGGAAACGUACGCCGCCGCCUGCUCUUAGUAUUUUAGAUGUCGAGCAGUCGCCUUCAAAAGAGCAAAGGCUACCACAAUUCCUGCGCAUUGCAAGGCGACAGGCUCACCGAAGACCAGAUCAUGCCCGCCAGUCUCCAACCAACAAAUACAUCAGGCUGCAUACUGCACAGGAUACACAAGACGCGAAUGCUACUCUUAGGGAGUGGAGACGUGGUGCUAUCAGGCCAAGAGCUAAUAUUGCGCAAUCCAGCCGUAGACCAACGGCCCGCAGACCUUUCGUUGAUCUAGAUCAUAAUCAACGGUUGCUGCUUGGUGACGCUGACAUAGCUCUUCAGGACUCGGAGUCCGCGAGGCAACCCUCUUCCCCAACCGGGCCGACGCAGCUGCGCGAGAAACAACGACUUAGCAUAAGACAUACGAAUCAGCCAAAAGCACCUACGCCAACACGAAAGAAGCUAUCGCAGCAUAGCAGGCCACGCCCUCUUCCAUUCAGAGACGCUCAACUGGAGGGGUUAGAAACAGAUCAAGGGUCCAGCGCCCGUAGGGCUGCUUUUCAAAGAGGCCUAAAACGCGUCGAUCGGCUGUUCGAUCUUCAUCAACCACUUAUCAACCCUCGAAAUCCUCAAUUAGCUCGUUUUCUUGCCGAUGACGAUGUCAUUCUUCCACCGCUGCCAUCCGUAGAGAGUGCAGAGAAUACAGCCCCGUCCUCACCGAUACCGGAACCGCCCAUUAUCAGGAAACGCCUCGUCCGAAAGCCUCGAGCGCAGCGUGUCGACGUUGAAAUCAGAGAAUACCGACAACCAAGUGAGCCAGUGGUAGACGACUACCUUAGGGGUGUGCCAGACCCGCCUAUCCUUGACCCUGACCCAGGGCAAGCAGAUCAACCUUCGCUACAGGGUCUAGGCCCACAUGGCACUCGAUAUCCCACCACCUUCGACGUUUCGCCUUUACCGGACGGUACGUAUUUCCACGUCACUACAUUCGUCGGUUCCGGCGUCCUGCGUCGAGCAUUGGCCUUGAAUCAGAGCAACGCAAGAAACCUGGAUGAACCAGCGGGUUAUUGUAACGUCGAUUGUCUCCGAACGUCUGUCAGAUGUGGCCCAUGGGAAGACAGCAUAGCCGCACGCAUCGCAGAUUCUACGAACGACAUAUGGAAUAGCAUUACCCGCCGAAAUGAGGAUGACGACUCCCUCUGGUCUGAUCGAAGCUGCUUCGAGAACGCAUCUAACGUCACCCGGUCGCUCAUUGUUUACUUUUCUUCACAUCUCAGCUUCCACGACCCUAUCGACCGAAACCCUUUCAUCAUAAAAAUGGGACAAUGGGCUACUUCUAUGUACGAAAGGAUCAUGUCGCACGGUGACGAAGGUCGAAAGUCGGACUCGUUAGCGAAGGCCAGGUCUUUAGGACUUUUGCUGGUUCUGACGUUUCAGAUCUACAAGAUUGCACACCAUUCCGUUGUGGAACAAUCGUCCAAGUCUGAUUUACUGGUGCUAAUCACCAGUAUUGGCAAAAGUCUCGUAGGAGACAUCCUUGAUCAUAUAUCAGAUCUCAGCGACUUUUUGGAAAACAACCAGCGAUACAACGUCCGAGAGAGCGGUAUACGGGAUUCCGAUGCAGUAGUUGAAGGGCUUGUUAUCUGCCUACACACGCUCUCACAGGCUGGCUUACCGGGAAUUACAUUCUGGGAUCUCGUUGGGCAGUCACUGUCACCGGCAGCCAAGAGGGCAACCCAAUUGAUGGAAUUCGAGUCGAUCUGGGGCACUAUAUUCACUCUGCUUCCGUUCAUUGAAUUUAAUGACCUUGGCAUUCCUUCACGAGGCCGUCGAACAUCGUUUAGAGAAGACAACUGGACGACUGUCAGAGCACUGCUACAACGAACUUUCGCGUUGUAUCCUGCCACAUCGAAGGUGAACAAUUCUUCUUUAGACGACUACAUCCGAGCAGUCAUGACAAGGUGCCACGAACUUGUACAUUUCUGGCAUUGGAAUCGUUGCGAUCCGGCUCUGUACACCAUGUUUGAUUUCUUCGUAGCGAAGAACGGUUUGAAGCAUCUGAAGAGAGAACAGGGUAACGGCUUGGCCAGCUUCCUCGAACAGAUCAACGACGGAUCUUUUAGCCGCAUUGAACCGAACACGAGGUCUUUCCAUAUCUUCCUCAAGUGUUUGUAUAUUGGCAUUCGGGGUAUGCAAGAUUGCUAUCCAGAGAAGAAGCUUCGUAGUGUUGUGUUACGCCUUAUCCCAAACCAUGGACGAAGCUAUCCUAAGGACCAACCUUUGGAAGUGGAGAGUUUGGAGGCUUUGCAGAACCACCACGAUAUUCUAUGCACGCUAUACCGGGCUUCCCCGUUGCCAUGUCGUCCCAACUUGGAGUUGAUCAAGAAUCUUGUGCACCACGAAAAUUCACAUCGAGAGGCAUGUCGGAUAGGCAUACGUUCAUGGGCGAACCUAGCCAAGUUCCAACUAUCAUCUGAUGAGCCAUACAAUUCCCUGCAACCCUUUGCACAAUGGCACCAAGAUAUCAAGACGCAAACGUUGAAGCAAUAUCUGCUAGCUAAAACAGAAGCUGAGGAGUAUCUCAAGUCCGACGUACUAAACAAGUCAGAAGCCACCUCGUUGAUGGUUAGACGAACCAUGGAGAAAAACCAGGAUCAAGUGAUCGCAUCACUGCGAGACUGUAUCGCUGGCUUGCUCAAGGCUCUUGCUGUUCGCCAAACUCAGGUCCUGCUCAAAGAAUUCCUCGUGGAUGCUGGACUGGUUCAGUUACUCGAACUUCCGCACCUUCAGGAUCGACGUCUGGUAGUCGUAAUUCGAGACGCACUGGGUGUGCUGCGGGCGUUUGCAAGUCUACCGCGUCAAAUCACUACAGAAACCGUAAUUCCUGAACCAGAGGAAGAAAGUCAGGAUUACGGUGAUUCCUUCGACCUGGCCGACUUUAUGGAAGUUGAUCAUGAACUGCAACAACCUUACGACUUUCUGCAGAGCCCGCUGUGGCAUCUGCUUUCCAAUGCUUUCGGCGCCGAAGCGUCACCAGAUGAUAGCCUUCUCAUGGACUGCAUUGAUACCUGGUGUCUCAUCGCUCGUUGUCAAGUAUCCCUAGGCGCUCGCUCGUGGACCUACUAUUUGGAUUCUUUCAGCCAAGUAUCGUGGCAACAACUGCGGCGCACAGAACAAACGCAAAAAUUUCGCCCAUACUUUUUGGCUUCGGUCUUGGGUUAUGAUUCGACGUCUUAUUCUCAACAUCGCCUUGACUUUCUGAAUGCAUUGCUUGUAUCGCUCGUUGACCGGGAGUCGCUGUUGAGGUUUCAACAUCGCUUGCUGUCCGCCAUUAUAACUACAAUUCCUGAUGAACCGCUUCUCAAGGACUUACCAUUUUAUGAUGAAAAAGGCAACGGAUCGCUAGACAUACACGCCGACACUGUCAGGGCACGGCGACUAGCGUUGAUCUCCGUGAUCCUGGCCAACAUGCGAGGCGACUUUCUCAAUGCCAUCCAUGAGGGUGCAGCACGUCUUGGGGAGGUGAAACGUGGUUACGCCGCACUUCUGAAAGAUCUUAUGAAUGCCAUGAAAUCCAACUACCAGCAGCUCGGCUCCGGAACCACCGUAACUGGCACAUACGUCGAGUUCGUCCAAAGAGUCGUUCAGUUUCUUCAACAAUAUACGACCGAUAUCCAUCCGGUUCUCGACUUCUUCACCAACUCAAUUGCAUUCCCGCUUCCAGCAGCCGAUCCGACAUAUGUGGUAGGUCGUUUGUGUGGGUACGCGCCUAAACUUUCUCAAGCGGGCAUUCCGAAACAGCUGUCCGUCUUCGUGCAGACGAUAGCACAGCAAGCUGCUACUGGAGGCCACCAGUCGUAUCUAGUCCACCAAUUACAAACCGUCCUUUGUAGGGACGAAGCUCCUCCAAAGGAUCGGGAUGCUUUACGCGAUGCGCUUCUACAGGGUAUAUUUCCAGCGUACGUCGAAGCGGCCUUCACUUCUGCUGUCGGCUUCGUGAUUGCCCAGCCAAUCCUGCAAUCUCUGCCCCCAAUUAUUGAAGCUAUGCGCUUCAGCAUCAGGAUUUACGACGAUGCAAAUGUUCAAGCCAUUUGCGACUGCCUCCUGGCAAUCUCUCACGCGUUCUUCCGAGGCAUUGCGAAAAUCAAAGAUGGCGAUGUAUUGUUACGAUCGCCGUACAUCCUCCAAGCACCUUCUCUCAUGUUCGAGAUUGCCACCCCGAUAGCUCUCCUGCUGGACUACAUUUGCGGCAGAUGUUCAGAGUCGGCGAUGAAGCCUAGGAUCGUCCAAUACUUUCAAAGCCUCGCCCUCUUUAUUGGUGAGAUGUUGCACGAAGUGACACCACAAAGCAUUCCAUCGUACUCUGGCGAUGUAAGCCAGCCGAAGACGAAAAUCACAGGCCUCCUGCCCUUCUCUGUGGACGGACUACAAUCAGGAAUCAAGGCGAACUGGAGUGCCAGUGGGGACUAUAUAUACUUCGGGCAAGGUCACGCAAAGCGGGAAGUGUUGAUUGACUGGAGUACAGUGGACGAAGCGAAAACGAACCUCAUUGUGACAAUGGAAGAGUUUCUCGCCACCGCUUCGUUGCUGAAUGACGAAGCACGAGAUGACGAACAUUUGGAGAUGGAUGCGUCGAUAGGCGAGCUCGAUGUGUAG